GUGUAAAAGGAAAAGAAUGUUUUGAUUUUUCUGUAUAUUGUUAAUAUAAGUGAAAUUUAGAAUAACUUUCGAUAGAUAUGAUUUAAAAUAUCAUUUACAUAUUACGUUAAGCGUUUCAUUCGUAAUAUCUAAUGGCUUACACAGAAAAGGUGUCUCUUAAUGGGACCGCUCUUUCGUUUCUAUUAUACGAGUGUGUUAAUUCAUCGAGUAGUCAGGAAGGCUUUCUGAUCGGGAAUGUUACAACUGAAAUAACUAAUCAUAUAUCAGAUUCCCAAAAUGACAGUGCAAGAUUGGAUACGCAAAUAUUCAUAAGGACAGUUUUGCCGGUACCAUCAGUGGCUUUAUUUUAUUUCCCCACAGGUAAAAUAAAAGAAGAAAUAUUAUCAGAUUUACUCUCUAGUACAGCAAAUGACAUCGUCGGCUGGUAUAAAUAUAGGAAGAAUAGUAGUAUUAAGCCUACUUUUAGGGAUAAGUUAAUAUCCAGAGGAUUGCAGAAGUACUUUGAAAAAUAUCAUGGAAAGAAAAAUUUUGUUACUUGCAAUUUAUCAUCCAAAACUUCAUCAUCUGGUUCAACACAUACAUUUACAUACAGAUUUGGCAAAAUCAAUUGCUUCAAUAUGUAUGAAUACAUUGAAGAUGUCACUGCUAAUUUGGGUGAGAAACUAACAGGGUAUAAGAAAGCUCCUAAGGUUUCACCACAUAGCAUAUUCAAUAAAAUUGUCAGCGAAAGUAAUGUACAGAAUAACAACACAAAUGAUGCAAUCCUGCACAUUCAGGAGGCUGUUGAUAUUAAAAUGAUCAGUGAAGCAAAACUCGCUGCAAAAAAUGAGAGUGCUAUCCGUGAGUUAGAAGCGGAAAUUAAACAUAUGACUGGUAUUUUAUCUGACAAGCAUAUGGUAGACCUACAAGCUGCAUAUAACAAGUUAAUGGAAGAAAAAUUAAUAAAUAGAGAAGUUGAGAUGGCUGAAGCUUGUGUUAAUGUUUUAAAAUCACCUCCUAGUGUGGACAUUAUGAGCAUUCCCAAUAUCUUUCUUAAUAGCAACAAUCUAUCUGAUAGUGAAAACUCAGUACAAUUAAUAGAAAAUGAAAGUAAUGAGAGAAGUUCAAGCCCUAUUGCAGUAGCAUCCACUUCCACCAAGCCAUCACUGAACUAUGCAGCUGCAUGCAAGAAAAGUUCUGAUGUUAAACCAUCCACAAGUAAAACCGAUGAAUAUGAGGAUUUAAUCUGCUUCGAUGUAGAAGAUAAGCAUGUGGCCAAACCGUUAUUCAUCAGUGACAAUAUAAAAUGUUUGGACGACAGUUCCCCUGAGUUUUAAAAAGUGCCUUAAAGUGGUUUUUUUUCUAAUUCCCAAGUUACCAUACAAAAUCGGAAUCCAUUUGCUGUACAUUUUGUUACCUAAUGUUGUUUAACUCUGUUGUUUUAAUAAGUGUUACUUUGAUUUUUAAUUAACUUCACUAAUAUUGACUAAAUCUAUAAUAAAUUAAGAAUAGAUUUGGUUAAAUUAACAAUAAACAUAGAAUUCUUUAUUCUGCAAAAGAGAGCCAUGAAAUUGUUUCACCUAAAUCAGUCUAGCGCUAGACUUAUUUGAUUAUUGUGCUUAUAGGUAAGUGGAACUAGUUGUCAGUGUUAAUGUUUUCCGUCAAAAUAUAUUGUGGGAGACCUACAAUAGUAAUCUGUGUAUACUGUGUGUAAGUAUAAGCACUAAGCUAGCAUACACUAUUUUUUGAACACAUUAGAUAUCGGAUAAUUGGAUCAAAUGCGCCAUUAUAAAGUCAAACCUAGGAAAACGAGAAACCUUUAUGAGUGAUAAUCAUGGUCUGGUCCCUAAGGACGAUCUCCACAAGCAAGAAACUCAGGUUAGAGAGCAACUUAUAUAAGUGAAAAUUAUUGUGGUUUUUUAGACUCUUGCUUGUCCACUUGGAUACCUUGAUUUGAAUCUUCAAAUGUAUUCAUAUUUAACAUUCAAAAAUAUACAGUUACUUACGAAAUUUAUCUGGAACGGUGCCACACAUUUGAAAGUCUGAUAAUGUUUAUUAAAUUAUCUACUUGGAUUUACUAUUUGUUUACGAACAUUUAUAUCAAAUUUGUUGAUAAUUAGUGAUUUAAACAUUUAAAAAAUGUUCUAUUAAAUGUUUUCUCUUCAAAAUUAGUGCAUGUCAUUUAUUAAUUUUGUAAAAUGGAUGUUGAAUAUCAAAUAAAAAUAAAUAUAUUAUAUACAUAAGAUUAUUUUAUAACAAAAAAAUCAAGUCUUGAAUAUUAUAAACUAAUUUCAUUUCACAUUCAGUAACAGGAGUUUAAUAUGUUUUGUGUAGUUUUUUAACAUUUUUCAAGAUCAAAAUGUUUCGAACCUAUCAAACAAGUAGUGUUUUCAAAAAUACUAGUUAUUUUUGAGAUUUAAAACGUAUAUUGAAAAACUAUACAUAUUUCAUUUUUAAUAUGACAGUUAAAUCUGCUGUUCAGUAAUCUGAUAAAUUUUUAAUUUAUAUUAAGAAUAUUUUUCUUCUAUGACUAUUCAGUAACAAAACACAUGAACAAACAAAUUGAAAUCCUUAUAACAUAAUCCUUGGAAAAAUAGAGAUGACAAUGUGUUUUUUACAUUUGAUUUGGCAGUGGAAAUUCUAUCAUUUUCGUGGUUUAGUUAUAAUUCCUCCUCAUAUAUGUGACAAAAUGCAUUUGAAAAUGUAAACGUAUUUAAAUGACCUUGAUAAUGUUUUCAAGAUUAACAUUACUUAGUUUAGAUUGAUAAUCCUCACGGCUAUGUUGUACAGAAUAUUUUUGUAAUAAAUGUCAUUAA
Messenger RNA from Papilio xuthus (Asian swallowtail), 2795 nucleotides. Its product is annotated as BRCA1-A complex subunit Abraxas. Gene Ontology annotation, molecular function: microtubule binding; polyubiquitin modification-dependent protein binding. NCBI's taxonomy places the organism in Eukaryota, Metazoa, Arthropoda, Insecta, Lepidoptera, Papilionidae. The transcript is spliced from 3 exons. Gene Ontology annotation, cellular component: nucleus. The coding region runs from base 132 to 1316 and encodes 394 amino acids. Gene Ontology annotation, biological process: protein K63-linked deubiquitination; attachment of spindle microtubules to kinetochore; mitotic spindle assembly. The record is from RefSeq and is a predicted model, not a curated record.